AUGAUAGAUCGGGCCGACGAGCCGCUCUUUUCUGGCUCGCGGAACGCUCAGCGUGUGCAGCGAGCAUGCAAGCAGCUGGGACCGCUCUUUCUGCGGUCCCUCGUCUUCCGCUCGACGGGCAACGGAAUUAGAUUCUGCCGAGUGAUCGCGGAUCUAGCGCUGAUGUCGCUACACUUUCCCGCCAAAACGAAAGACGCCUCGCUCGGGACCGACCGACGGCGACUCGAAAACCGGCCCAGAACAUCCCGCCCCCGUGAACUAGUUCGCGUAAUUAGCUCGCGGUGCGCGCCAUUUUGCGGCGAAACAACGUUACUCACAAUCAUAACGCCGAUGACCGAUUCCCAACUC
Iphiclides podalirius (scarce swallowtail) is the source of this 348-nucleotide messenger RNA. NCBI's taxonomy places the organism in Eukaryota, Metazoa, Arthropoda, Insecta, Lepidoptera, Papilionidae. The record is from the annotation of a GenBank genome assembly.